Messenger RNA from Equus caballus (horse), 5103 nucleotides. It is a transcript of the gene NPHP4, whose product is annotated as nephrocystin 4. Lineage: Eukaryota; Metazoa; Chordata; Mammalia; Perissodactyla; Equidae. Gene Ontology annotation, cellular component: cytoskeleton; non-motile cilium; ciliary base. The record is from RefSeq and is a predicted model, not a curated record. Gene Ontology annotation, biological process: protein localization to ciliary transition zone; negative regulation of canonical Wnt signaling pathway.
GCCGGUUCUCGGGUUGCAGGCCUGCGGCUCCGGGCGGCCGCGGCCCUUCUCCGGGGCUCUGGUUCCGUCGUGGGGGCACUUCCUCAGAAGCGUGGGCUUCGUCGCCCAGGCGCGGCCGCGGCGGGCCCGUCUCCUAGACUCAGAGGCCCCACCUUUGCGCAUCUCUUUGCUGCCUGUGGCUGUGUGUCGUUUUGGAUGAAGUACACCGAGAAGUCCAGCCUCAUGCUUGUGUGGUUGGAAAGGAGUAUUUCAGAUGACUGCAGAUGGUGGGCCUGCUUCUAACCCAGAUCUCCAUCACAGAUACAUUCCAUGAGGGCAGGGAGCUUGUCUGCUGAGUGCAAGAUGGUUUUUCCAGGGCCUGGCACCUGGUAAUCCUACAGGCCCAAGUGACCCUCAGACUGGCACGAUGAAUGACUGGCACAGGAUUUUUGAUCAAAACGUGCUGGUACCUCCCCACCCACAGAGAGCACGUCAGCCUUUAAGGGAGUCAACAGCAUUUCAGUGUGUCCUGAAGUGGCUCGAUGGUCCGCUAAUUAAGCAGGGAGUGCUGGAGGUGCUGUCGGAGGUGGGAUGCCAUCUGCGCGUGUCUCUCUUUGAUGUCACCUACCGACACUUCUUUGGGAGGACGUUGAAGACUACAGUGAGGCCCGCUGAGCAGCUCUCAAGGCAGCCGUCCAGGAUCGUCUUCAACGAGCCCUUGUAUUUUCAUACGUCCUUAAACCACCCUAACAUUGUGGCUGUGGUAGAAGUGGUCACUGAAGGCAGGAAACGAGAUGGGACCCUCCAAGCUUUGUCAUGUGGGUUUGGAAUUCUUCGGAUCUUCAGCAGCAAACCGGAAUCUCCUACCUCUGCCUCCCAGGACAAACGGUUGAGACUGUAUCGUGGCACCCCGAGAGCCCUCCUGCACCCGCGUCUCCAGGACCCCAUAGAGCAAAACAAACACCUGACCCUCAUUGAGAGCUGUAGCCUGCAGUACACCCUGAGACCACACCCGCUCCUGGAGCCUGCGUUCCACCUUCUUCCCGAGAACCUUCUGGUGUCUGGUCUGCAGCAGAUCCCUGGCCUCCUCCCAGCUCAUGGAGAGACAGGUGACGCCCUCCGAAAGCCUCGCCUUCAGAAGUCUGUCACGUGGUACCUGGAUGAUUUAUUCUUCACUCUGUAUCCUUCCCUUGAGAAAUUUGAGGAAGAGCUUCUGGAACUCCUUAUCAGUGAUCACUUCCAGGAGGGGGCCAGCCCACAGGACGGCGGCACCCUGGAGAUCUUGGAGCGGCGCCUGUGUGUGGGCGUGCACAACGGGCUGGGCUUCGUGCAGAGGCCCCAGGUUGUGGUGCUGCUGCCCGAGAUGGAGGUGGCGUUGACACGCUCUGCCAGUUUCAGCAGGAAAGUUGGGUCCUCUUCGAAGGCCAGCUCUGGAAACCAGGCUCUUGUUUUGAGAAGCCGCCUCCGCCUCCCCGAGAUGGUCCGUCACCCCGCAUUCGCCAUCGUCUUUCAGCUGGAGUAUGUGUUUAACAGUCCUUCGGGAGUGGACGGCAAUGCAGCUUCCCUCACCUCUUUGUCCAGCUUGGCAUGUAUGCACCUGGUUCGCUGGGCUAUUUGGAACCCCGUCCUGGAAGCCAGCUCUGGGAGGGUGACGUUACCCCUACAGGGUGGGAUCCAGCCCAACCCCUCGCACCGCCUGGUCUAUAAGGUACCCCCAGCCAGCAUGAGCUCCGAAGAGGUGAAGCAGGUGGAGUCGGGGACCGUCCAGUUCCAGUACUCGCUGAGCCCAGAAGGACUCCUGGACACAUCCACAGGGCACGACAGUGGCCCCAAGGCAGAGCAGAGGCCCUCCAGGAAGCCAUCCACGUCCCCUUCAAGCCCGCCAGUGCCACUGCCCCAGGCGCUCACCACUCCCCAGGACUCGCCGGUGGGACCAGGGCUGUCGCUUUCCCAGCUAGCGGCUUCCCCGCAGCCCCAGGCCCAGCGCCGCUCGGCCACACGCUCUUCUUCGCAGCGACUGGGCUCUGAGCCCUCCCUGGCCCAGGCGCAGGAGCUCCCCUUGCAGGGGAGGAUCUCUCACCUGGAGGCUGACCUGAGCCAGACGUCCUCAGUCCUGGCAAUGUCCGUCGCUGAGCAGUUGCGGGAGCUGCCUUUCACACCUGUGCACGCCCCGGUCAUCGUGGGAGCCCAGACCAGGAGCUCUGGGAGUAAGCCCUCGCGAGCCUCGCUGGUGCUCCUGCAAUCCUCCGGCUUUCCUGAGAUUCUGGAUGCCAAUAAGCAACCAGCCGAGGCUGUAAACCCUGCAGAUCCUGUGAAAUUCAGCCCUCAAAAGGAAGAAUCAGAUUGUCUACAAAGCAACGAAAUAGUGCUGCAGUUUCUUGCCUUCAGCAGAGUGUCACAGGGCCGCUGGGGGCUGCCGUGGCCGAAGACCGUGCGCUUCACCUUCCAGUUCUACCGCUUCCCCCCCACGACAACGCCGCGGCUGCAGCUGGUCGAGCUGGACGGGACUGGGAAGACCAGCUUGGGCCCCCUGUCGCACCUGCUCGUCCUGAUCGAGAAGGACGGCUCCUAUGACGCUGGGUCUCCCGGCUUCCAGCUGAAGUACCUGGUGGAUCCUGGAUUCCUGAAACCUGGAGAGCAGCGCUGGUUCACUCACUACCUGGCUGUGCAGACCCUGCAGAUCGACGUCUGGGACGGUGACUCCUUGCUCCUCGUCGGAUCUGCGGCCGUGCAGAUGAAGCAUCUCCUCCGCCAAGGGCGGCCGGCUGUGCAGGUCUCACAUGAGCUUGAGGUCGUGGCGACUGAAUACGAGCAGGACACGAUGGUGGUGAGUGGAGACGUGACUGGUUUUGGCAGCGUCAAGCCCAUCGGUGUCCACACAGUGGUGAAGGGCCGACUGCACCUCACCUUGGCCAAUGUGGGUCGCUUGUGUGAACAGAGAGUGAGAGAUUGCAGCUUGCUGCCACCUUCCAGGUCCCGGGUCAUCUCCAAUGACGGAGCCAGCCGUUUCGAGGGAGGCAGCCUCCUCAUGCGUGGGGGCCCAAGACCGGUGAAAAAUGUGGUCCAAGCGCAGAAGCUGGCUGACGUGGACAGUGAGCUGGCCGCCCUGCUGUUCACCCACACUCAGCAGGGGCACAAGGGGCCCCGGGGUGCUGGCCGCGAGGGGGACGCCGUCCGCAGGCGCAAGCUGGAGCGGAUGAGGUCCGUGCGCCUACAGGAGUCCGGAGCAGAGCUCGGUGGCCCGAGGACCAGCGUGGCGGCUCAGCAGAGCGUCCGUGCACAGCACAUGCGCGACCUGCAGGUCAUCGCCGCCUACCGGGAGCGCACGAAGGCCGAGAGCAUCACCAGCGCGCUGAGCCUGUCUAUCACCACAUGGCACACGCUCUAUGCUACGCUGGGCACUGCCGAGUUCUUCGAGUUUGCUCUUAGGAACCCCCACAACAUGCAGCACACAGUGACCAUCGAGAUGGACAACCCUGAGCUCAGCCUCAUCCUGGACAGUCAGGAGUGGAGAUACUUCAAAGAGGCCGCCAACCUGCACACGCCGGUGGAGGAGGACAUGUUCCACCUGCAGGGUGGCCUCGCCCCCCAGCUCUUCCUGCGCCCCAGGGAGACCGCCCACAUCCCCUUCAAAUACCAGACCUUUUCCGUGGGCCAGCCAGCCUCCUCGCAGGUGUCUGCUGAGCUGAGGUCUGAGAAGGGCGCAGAUGCUGAAUCGCCUUUGAAGUCCAGCACGAUGCCCACUAAACAUGCCAAGGUCUUGUUCCGGGCGAGCGGCGGCAAGCCCAUCGCCGUGCUCUGCCUGACGGUGGAGCCCCAGCCCCAUGUCGUGGACCAGGUCUUCCGCUUCUACCACCCGGAGCUCACCUUCCUGAAGAAGGCUAUCCGCCUGCCGCCCUGGCACACACUUCCAGGCGCGCCCGUGGGCAGGCCCGGCGAGGACCCCCCAAUCCACGUCCGCUGCAGCGACCCGAACGUCGUCUGUGAGACCCAGGAUGUGGGCCCCGGGGAGCCGCGGGACGUGUUCCUGAAGGUCGCUAGCGGGCCAAGCCCAGAGAGCAAGGAUUUCUUUGUCACCAUUUAUGCGGAUCGCUGGCUGGCGACGCCCAUCCAGAUAUGGCAGGUCCACCUCCACUCCCUGCAGCGCGUGGACGUCUCCUGUGUCACAGGCCAGCGGACCCGCCUGUCCCUUGUCCUUCGGGGUACACAGGCAGUUAGGAACGUGAGAGCUUUCACUUCGCACCCCCAGGAGCUGACGACGGAUCCCAAAGGUGUCUUCGUGCUGCCACCUCAUGGGGUGCAGGACCUGCACGUGAGUGUGAGGCCCUGCCGGGCGGGCAGCCGGUUCGUCCACCUCAACCUGGUCGACGUGGACUACCACCAGCUGGUGGCCUCGUGGCUCGUCUGCCUCUCCUGCCGCACGCCGCUUAUUUCUAAGGCCUUUGAGAUCACGCUGGCUGCCGGGGAUGGGAAGGGCGCCAACAAGCGGAUCACCUACACCAACCCCUACCCCUCCCGCAGGACCUACCACCUGCACAGCGACCACCCUGAGCUGCUGCAGUUCAAGGAGGACUCCUUCCAGGUUGCAGGAGGAGAGACCUACACGAUCGGCCUGCGGUUUGCGCCCAGUCAGAGAGCCGGGGAGGAGGAGGUUCUGAUUUACAUCAACGACCACGAAGACAAGAACGAGGAGACGUUCUGCGUGAAGGUCGUGUAUCAGUAGGGGCGCCCGGCCCCGCGAGGCCCCCUGCGGCUGUCGACCCUUCUCCCCUCAGCUCACCUGCCCGCUGACCCGUGAACUUGGCCGAGGCAGGACGGGAUCACCGUGCCCCCGACCGUUUGCGGUGCCUGAGUGCAGUCAAGCUGCUGCGGCACCAACCGUCCUCAGGCGGGAAGGCAGCCACGGGUGCACGAGCCCGUUUCACGCAGGGGACUGUCACUGUCUGCAGCGCUUUGAUUUCCUUUUAGCAAAGUGUAUUUUAUGAAUCAUCUUAACUGAUAAAAUUAUGUUUUCUUACUGGAUUUUGUACAAAUAUGUUAUUUGCUAUAUUUUGUACUGGUAUUAUUUCGUAUCUUUUUUUAAAGUUAUAUGUGAAACAUUAAACUUCUAUAUAUUUUCUCUUU